Lycium ferocissimum is the source of this 1954-nucleotide messenger RNA. Its product is annotated as probable protein S-acyltransferase 1. Gene Ontology annotation, molecular function: protein-cysteine S-palmitoyltransferase activity. The record is from RefSeq and is a predicted model, not a curated record. Gene Ontology annotation, biological process: peptidyl-L-cysteine S-palmitoylation; protein targeting to membrane. The transcript is spliced from 6 exons. Lineage: Eukaryota; Viridiplantae; Streptophyta; Magnoliopsida; Solanales; Solanaceae. The coding region runs from base 474 to 1922 and encodes 482 amino acids. Gene Ontology annotation, cellular component: Golgi apparatus; endoplasmic reticulum.
AAAAAAAAAAAAAGCUUAAUUGGAGAAUUUUACACACAUGGACAGCUACAUUUCAAUGUUCUUGGAAAGAGAGAGAAAGGAAGAAAAUUAGAGAUAGGGAACAAACAAUCCUGUCUGGGUAAAUCCGUCUCAAACAAAAAGCAGCUGUUUCUUGAUCACCCCUUUUACAAACCAAAAAAAAAAAAAAAAAAAAAGACUUUCUCUUUCUCUCCCUUUUGCUACAUAUUUUAUCUCCAAACCCCAUUUCUUGAAACCCAUUUAAGUCUUUUAAUUGGGAAAUUGUCAAAUUUUCUUGAAUUGUUGAAAAAAAAAACGAUUUUUUUUUAAUGUUAUCUCUUUUCUUUACAUGGGGUUUUGGAAAGUGUUUAAUAGGAGGGUAAGAGAAGGAGUUUGAUUCUUAUUUGGGAUUGGAAGCAAGCAAUCCAGAAAGUUGGAAUUUUUUGGAUUGUUUUGUUUCAUUUCCAAAUUUUCUAAUGGUUCGUGAGAAACAUAAACCUCUGAGACUUUAUCAGGUUUGGAAAGGAAGUAAUAAAUUCUUAUGGGGAGGAAGAUUGAUCUUCGGUCCGGACGUGUCAUCUUUGUUUCUAUCAACACUUUUGAUUGCUGGCCCAGCACUUGCUUUUUGUAUAAAGGUCUCUUGUGUAAUCAAACAUCGUAUCAAAGAGCACAAAGACGCUGGUCCUUGGUACCCUAUACUUGUGAUUGGAGCAGUUCUUACAAUUAUGGAUAUAGUUUUUCUCUUGUUGACAUCUAGUAGAGAUCCUGGAAUUGUCCCAAGAAACAAAACACCUCCUGAAUCUGACGAAACAUUUGAUAUACAUACCCCUUCCAUGGAGUGGGUCAACGGUAGAACUCCUCAUUUGAAACUUCCACGAACAAAGGAUGUAAUCGUGAAUGGACACACCGUUAAAGUCAAGUACUGUGAUACAUGUUUGCUGUAUCGGCCUCCUCGUUCAUCACAUUGUUCUAUCUGCAACAAUUGUGUUCAAAGAUUUGAUCAUCACUGUCCCUGGGUUGGUCAAUGCAUUGGACUUCGGAAUUACAGAUUCUUCUACUUGUUCAUAUCUACGUCAACCAUAUUAUGCAUAUAUGUCUUCGUCAUAUCUUUGGUCAUUAUUCUUCAUCGUGGUGGAAAUGUAUGGAGAGCUAUUUCACAAGAUAUCUUAUCAGAUGUUCUCAUUGUAUACUGCUUCAUUGCUGUUUGGUUUGUUGGUGGCCUUACUAUUUUCCAUUUUUACCUGAUUAGCACUAACCAGACUACUUACGAGAACUUCAGGUAUCGAUAUGAUAAGAAGGAGAAUCCCUAUAAUAGGGGAACGAUUGAAAAUAUCAGAGAAGUUUUCUUUUCCAGGAUCCCCCCUUCCUUAAAUAAUUUUCGAGCAAUUGUUAAAGAAAAUGACAUUGUAAUGAUUGAGCCAGCAACUUCCAACGUUGGGGGAAAUAUUAAUAGCUCAAAAGAGAAGAUAGAUAUUGAGAUGGGAACAAUGUUUCCAGAGGAUAGUGGACUUUCACUUCCUGAAAUUUUGCGGAAUUUGGAAUAUGAGGAGAUAGACGAUACUUUAAAAAGCAGGGAAUGGACUGGGGAUACUUAUUCUGAUUCUGGUGAUCAUAUGCGAAGCAUCUCCAGCUUAAAGGAGAAAACUGAUAUUGAGGUGGGAGAUAGCUCUGCAGAAGAUAAAGGAGCCGCACAGCCAGAAAUUUCGCAGAAUAUGAAUGGUGAUAACAUGGAGAGAAACUUCAAAAACAAGGGUGAAGAUGGGAGAACUGAUUAUGAACCUUUUUGGUUUUCUAUGGAACAAGAAAAAGAAAGUGGAAAGAGCUCCACUCUAGAAAGUGGAUCUAAUGUAGAAGAGAACUCGGAAGAUGUAAGUAGCUCGGCUCAGUAUAUGACACCAAUAAAUGAACGUAGCCCAAAGGUCUAGCAUACAGUAUAAGGAACUCCCACUUGAGUCUU